Messenger RNA from Syzygium oleosum, 2790 nucleotides. Its product is annotated as oligopeptide transporter 4. The transcript has 6 exons. Bases 400 to 2637 code for a protein of 745 amino acids. The record is from RefSeq and is a predicted model, not a curated record. Gene Ontology annotation, biological process: transmembrane transport. Lineage: Eukaryota; Viridiplantae; Streptophyta; Magnoliopsida; Myrtales; Myrtaceae. Gene Ontology annotation, molecular function: oligopeptide transmembrane transporter activity.
CACCAAAUCGAAUCUUGCAGAAUUUCUCUUCUUUGAUUCGCCCGGAUCUGCAGCGAAGAACUUGUGUUUCGGGGGGGUCAACGAGUUUGAUUUUACUCCAAUCAUCUUUCAUUGCAUGAAUUGGAUGGGACUUUUCUCAAAACUUGUUGGCUCCAUCCUAUUUUUUCCACAAGAGAAUAUCCUUUUGAGACUCACUUCUCCGGCGGCAGCAUUCGGGCUCCAAUCAAUCGACAUUUACACCGGCCAAGACUGAUGAAUGUUUUAUACAGUGAACCUAGGAAUCUCUGUGUUCAUGCGUUAAAAGUAUAAAACCAGACCUACUCGAAACCUUAGCACCACCACCACCACCACCAACAACCCUCCUCUCUCACUCGAGCGCACUCUUUGCCACCCACAAUCAUGGGCUCACUGGAGCUCCAACCGCCACCCACCGCCACCACCAGCCUAUCCGAACUCGACCAUGCCAUCGAUGAGGACGACCUCUCGCCCAUCGAGGAGGUCCGCCUCACCGUGACCAACGUCGACGACCCGACCUUGCCUGUGUGGACCUUCCGCAUGUGGUUCUUGGGCCUCCUCUCCUGUGGCCUCCUCUCGUUCCUCAACCAGUUCUUCGCCUACCGGACCGAGCCCCUCAUCAUCACCCCGAUCACGGCGCUGGUCGCCACGCUCCCCAUCGGCCGCUUCAUGGCCGCGGUGCUGCCCGAGGCCAAGUUCCGGAUCCCGGGGCUGGGGUCCCGGCACUUCUCGCUCAACCCGGGCCCGUUCAACAUAAAGGAGCACGUGCUCAUCUCCAUAUUCGCCAAUGCUGGGAGUGCGUUCGGAUCCGGGUCGGCUUACGGUAUUGGGAUUGUGACCAUCAUCAAGGCGUUUUAUCGCCGGCGCAUUUCGUUCUUUGCCGGGUGGCUUCUCAUCAUCACGACGCAGGUGUUGGGAUACGGUUGGGCAGGGCUGUUGAGGAAAUAUGUGGUGGAACCAGCUCACAUGUGGUGGCCUGCUGCCCUCGUCCAAGUCUCCUUGUUCCGGGCUUUACAUGAGAGGGAUGAACAGCGCAUGUCGCGGGCAAAAUUCUUCCUCAUUGCGCUGAUCUGCAGCUUCUCAUGGUAUGUUGUCCCCGGAUACCUCUUUUCCACGCUCACAAAUAUAUCAUGGAUCUGCUGGGCAUUCUCCAACUCAAUCACCGCCCAGCAGAUUGGCUCGGGUAUGCGAGGCCUUGGACUUGGAGCCUUGACGCUCGACUGGGCAGCAGUGGCAUCCUUCCUGUUCAGCCCUCUAAUCUGCCCCUUUUUUGCCAUAGUCAAUGUUUUCGUGGGAUACACAUUAAUAAUCUAUGUUGUAAUCCCCAUAGCCUAUUGGGGGUUUAACGUGUAUAGUGCAAAUAGAUUUGCUAUUUUUUCCUCGCACUUGUUCACGGCGCAAGGUGAAAGAUACAAUAUAACGGCAAUCGUAAAUGACAAGUUCGAGUUGGACAUCCCAAAGUACGAGGAGCAAGGCCAAAUUCAUUUAAGCAUGUUUUUUGCUCUCUCCUACGGCUUUGGUUUUGCCACCAUUGCAUCAACACUAACUCAUGUGGCCUUCUUCUAUGGCAGAGAGAUCUACGAGCGCUAUCGUGCUUCUCACAAAGGGAAGGCAGAUAUCCAUACAAAAUUGAUGAGGCGAUACAAAGACAUACCCUCGUGGUGGUUUCCCUUGUUGCUCGUUGUAAGUCUGGUGGUAUCUCUUGCUCUAUGCAUCUUCCUGAAUGAUCAGGUCCAAAUGCCAUGGUGGGGGCUUCUCUUUGCUAGUGCUCUUGCAUUUGUGUUCACCCUUCCCAUUAGUAUCAUCACUGCCACAACAAAUCAGACACCGGGACUAAAUAUAAUCACAGAAUACAUAAUGGGCAUGAUAUUGCCAGGAAGACCUAUAGCAAAUGUUUGCUUUAAAACAUACGGAUACAUGAGCAUGGCUCAGGCUGUUUCCUUUCUCAAUGAUUUUAAGCUGGGACACUACAUGAAGAUACCUCCAAGAUCGAUGUUCUUAGUUCAGUUCAUAGGUACAAUUCUUUCUGGAACCAUCAACAUUGCAGUGGCAUGGUGGCUGCUGAACUCUGUAGCCAACAUAUGCCAAGAUGAUCUCCUUCCACCAGAUAGUCCGUGGACGUGUCCAGGUGAUCGGGUUUUCUUUGAUGCAUCUGUCAUAUGGGGAUUGGUUGGACCUAGACGGAUCUUCGGAACACUUGGAAACUAUCAAGCCAUGAACUGGUUUUUCCUUGGAGGUGCAAUAGGACCUAUUAUAGUAUGGCUCAUACACAAGGCAUUCCCCAAGCAAUCUUGGAUUCCUCUUAUAAAUCUUCCAGUUUUAUUAGGGGCGACAGCAAUGAUGCCAGCAGCUACACCAUUAAACUACAAUGCCUGGAUUCUAGUAGGAACAAUAUUCAAUUUCUUCAUCUUCCGGUACCGAAAGCAGUGGUGGCAGAGAUACAACUAUGUUCUCUCAGCAGCCCUGGAUGCAGGAGUGGCAUUCAUGGCCGUGCUUUUAUACUUUGUGGUUGGCAUGGAGAAUAAAAGAAUAACUUGGUGGGGAACAAAUGGAGAACAUUGUGAAUUAGCAGUAUGUCCAACAGCCAAAGGCAUAGAGGUUGAUGGUUGCCCAGUCAACUAAUGGAUGAAGCUCUUUCUAGAUGUAGAACUUACAGAAAAAAAUUAGCCACGAGUAGUGUGGUUAUAUAUGAGUUGUACAAAAUAUUACAAUUACCGGACAUUUUUAGGCGUUUCACCUGAUAUAGCUGAACCUUGUGGGAUUUAUGCCUCUUAA